AUGGUUGUCGGCCUCAAAUACGUAGACUGUGAAGCGCGUCUCGCGAUGCCUGAUCUCUUUCCCCUGGAGUGUCGUCGCCUCCGAGGGGACUUAAUUCUUACUUAUGCCCUGUUUGAACAAAGCUUGGCCAACAGGUUUUUCAUCGUUGACCCAGAAAACACACGGCGGGGACACGUCAUAUGUUACUGUUGUUCUAGCCUUCCGAUGAGUGCCUUACGGCCAGGUACGGCGUCUCGAUUGAAGACAGCCCAGGCGCAAAACGCUGUUGCGGCUAACAUGCCAGCGGGAAUCGCCACUCGCCUAACUACUGGCCUGAGGCCCGGCACUCGAGCUGCUGUUGGUGCCACUCUAAACACUUCGGUGCAAGUGGAGGAUCGUCCAAUUACACAACAGGGUCUUAGUGGUCUAAAGACCGCCACCCGAGGCACUCGACGUCAAAUUGAAGACAAACCUUAUUUCCUUGGCCUAUUGAGAGGGAAAAUCAAUGAAAUUAACCUGGAAAUCAACAAUCUGACACGCCAAGCCAUGGAUGCCGAGGAAGAGAAUGCAAGUUUUGUGCAAUAUGAGCAAAUGGCCGAAAAACUGGCUUUUGAAAUAAAAGAGUUACAGGGCGAACUAGGCGAUUACAACACUUUGGUGGACAAAGCUACUCUAGGGGAUGAUGUGAGUAACGUGGAACUCGACUGGGAAGAAUUGCGGGCCGCCAACGAACGGGCGGAGAGAAGUCUGGAAUCAUUGUUUGAGGAAAGACAAGCAAAAGAGCGAGCACUAAAGUCCGCCGAAGAGGAUUUGAGGCAAGAACAGAAUUUGUCGGAAACGAUGAUUCAGGAUAUGAGCGACGAUGAACGUCAAAAGUACCUUCGACUCCGAGAGCUGAACACUCAUCUGAUGGGGCAGCUGGCGGAUGGACAGGCCCAACUGGAACAGCUUCUGGCUAGACAGGCCGAACUUGAAGAAGACCUCUCCACAUCACAGAUAAAACAAGAGGCUAUUCGACUCUACGCGCAGCUACACGAGGCCGAGGCAAGACGAGAUCAACUGCUAGCAGAAGAAAACUCCAGAGAAGAUCCUCAGCAAGAACGUGAACGUUUACUGCAACAAGUUCGUGAGGACAAUCAGGAAAUUGCUAGCAUUGAGAGACAAACGCGAGAAACGCAGGAAAAGGUAUCUCACCGUGAAGAUGAACUGCACUCACUGGAGCAGGAGUUGGACGACAACCGCAGUGAACGCAACCAGAAGUAUCGAGAACUAAAAAAGCGGGAACAGCAGAUUGAUGAGUUCCUGAAGACAUUCGAUGAAGUUCAUGCACUGGAACAAUCCAGCAUCAGUGAAUUACAAGCCAACAUAGUCGAAUUGCUAGAGAAUACAUCUCGUCACAUUCAGAAUGCGAGCCAGACCACACCGGCUGCUGCAGCGGUCAGAGCUGCAGCUGGUGCAGACUCCAAGGAUGGUUUGGACCCGGUGCAGCAGCUGAAGGAACAGCUAGAAUUCAAGACCUCUGAAGUCUCAAAGUCGGAACGGACAGCGUCAGCCCUUUCCAAAGAACGAGCACGACUCAGUCAGGAUCUGCUCAAGGUUGACCAGUUGGAGACAAAAGUUAGCCAGGAAAUGGAAGCACUUCGCAAGAGAAUAGCCAAUAUGGAAGAAGAGAUAAAACGAUUUUCCGAUCUCGACAGAGUGAAAGAGGACGCCAAAACGAAAAGUGAGACACUUACCAUGGAGAAGCGACGAUUAGAAGGACAUCGUGAAAGUCUACAUAAACUCAAUCAGUCGUUGGCCAAAGAGUACAGUUCCAUCCAAAACACAUUAACCAGUCAGGACACGUAUAUGCAACUGACCAACCUAGAACGCCGUUGGGCCCAGCACGAGCAGACAAACUACGCCCUGAUGGAGUCGAUUGCAAACAAACGCCUGGAGACUGAUCAUAAGGGACUUGCUGCAAAAGCUUUGGAGAUGGUCAGGGCAUACAAUGAAUGCUUGAAAACCUCAUUGUCAGCCAAGCCUGUGGUACUCUGAGUCUAAUGCAGUUAACUUGUGUUGUGUUGCAUUUUUAACUUUGUUUGUUUCGUGAAAUAAUAUACGAUAUUUUGCAGCCA
This is a messenger RNA of Opisthorchis viverrini, 2096 nucleotides long. RefSeq lists its product as hypothetical. The record is from RefSeq and is a predicted model, not a curated record. The transcript has 9 exons. Gene Ontology annotation, cellular component: centrosome; intraciliary transport particle B; cilium. Gene Ontology annotation, biological process: intraciliary transport involved in cilium assembly; cilium assembly. Gene Ontology annotation, molecular function: beta-tubulin binding. Bases 1 to 2016 code for a protein of 671 amino acids. Lineage: Eukaryota; Metazoa; Platyhelminthes; Trematoda; Opisthorchiida; Opisthorchiidae.